Malus domestica (apple) is the source of this 1384-nucleotide messenger RNA. RefSeq lists its product as uncharacterized. Lineage: Eukaryota; Viridiplantae; Streptophyta; Magnoliopsida; Rosales; Rosaceae. The record is from RefSeq and is a predicted model, not a curated record.
UUGAUGACACCGAAGGUCUCAGACGCAUUGCAUGACCUUUCUACCUAACCUACUCAUCCACCCGCCACAUUCUUCUCUCCUCGAUCAGGGGCUUAGAGUUCAUCCAUAUGACCGAAAACCCAACACUCUAUUUUUGGAACCCCAAAACCAAAAACCACCAUCGGAUGUACACAAAUACACACACUCCAAUGGAUCACCCAAAACACUCCUCUCUCGGAUUACAUCUUACCUUCCUCUCUUUACUCUUGGCUUGCGUUGUUUAUCUUUGCAUAUGGUUGUCUUCGUCCUCUCUCAUAAACCCUCUCUUUCCCUUUCAGAAACAUGACGUCGACUGCACUGCGCAAAUCCCGAUCGCAGCCGUGACCACCACUACGGAAUUUAAUGUGGUGGAAGACGAGCUUGAGACCGUCUUAGCCAAGGCCUCCAUGGAUAACAAAAGCGUGAUCAUUGCCGUUAUCAACAAGGCAUAUGCAGUCCAAGAUGUGAAGGCAGACACCACCAUGCUUGACCUUUUCAUUGAGAGUUUCUGGCAAGGGGAGGGGACGAGGACGUUGGUCGACCACCUUGUCCUUGUGGCGGUUGAUCAAAUCGCCUACGACCGCUGCAUGUUUCUGCGGCUCAAUUGCUACCGGUUAGAGACGGACGGUGUGGAUUUUGGGGGAGAGAAGAUUUACAUGUCUGAAGACUUUAUCAAGAUGAUGUGGAGAAGAACUUGGUUGCUGUUGGAGGUUCUCAAGCGUGGCUACAGCUUCGUGUUCACGGAUACUGAUGUGUUGUGGCUAAGGGACCCCUUCACAAAACUAAGCAAAAACGAAACAGAAGAUUUACAAAUAAGUACGGAUAUGUUCUUUGGGGAUCCAUGGAACGUCAGUCAGUUAAUCAACACUGGCUUCUACUACAUCAGAUCCAAUAAUAAGACCAUUGCACUGUUUGAUAGAUGGUACACCUCCAAGGACAAUGCCACGGGACUAAAGGAGCAGGAUGUCCUAUUGAACCUAAUCCGAGGGGGUAUUGUUGACGAGUUGGGACUUAGGGUAAGGUUCUUAGACACCCUAUAUUUUAGUGGUUUUUGCCAAGAUAGCAAGGAUUUCGGGCAAGUGAGCACGGUCCACGCCAAUUGUUGCCGGAGUAUUGUCGCCAAGGUUAAGGACUUGAAGGCCGUCCUCGGGGAUUGGAAGCGGUUCAAGAAGUUCAUGUCCCACAAAAGGAGUUCUGGAACAAGUACGAGGAGUUUCCAAUGGACUGGGCAUUUUGGAUGUUUGAAUUCAUGGGCUGUUCCUAAUAACUCUGGUAGCAACUCAUAAGACAAGAAUAAUGUAUUUUUUUUUAUUUAUAAGAAGACUUGAGUAAUGUUAAGAGAAAGGUUAAUCAUUCGGAAAGGAAA